Molecule: messenger RNA, 1296 nt
Organism: Notechis scutatus (mainland tiger snake)
Lineage: Eukaryota; Metazoa; Chordata; Lepidosauria; Squamata; Elapidae
Gene: PLIN1
Product: perilipin 1
Biological process (GO): lipid metabolic process
Cellular component (GO): lipid droplet
Source: RefSeq, a predicted model, not a curated record
AGUCUGGAGCAUGAGUUUCUUCUUUCACUGUCGAGACGGCACUGCUGGCACCCUGUUCAAAACUGCUUGACUUCUGCAACCUUUGCAGGCUAAUGCUUGAUGAUGGCAGCGAAAAACAAACCAGUAAUGCAGAAUGGAAGCCCCAAGCAAAGCAGUGUGUUACAGAGAGUUCUGCAGUUUCCUGUGGUGAAUUCAGCCCUCAGCAGUCUCCAGAGGACGUAUGCCAGUGCCAAAGAGAUUCAUCCCUUGAUGGCAUCCAUAUGUGCCACCUAUGAGCGAGCUCUCCAGAAUGCCAGUUCCUUGGCUCUGUGGAGUGUGAAGCCUGUGGUACACAAGCUGGAGCCUCAACUUGCAGCAGCCAAUGUUUUGGCUUGCCAAGGUUUGGAUCAUUUGGAGAAGAUACCUAUCCUUCAGAAACCAGUGGAAGAAGCUACAUCUGAUUUGAAGGACACCAUUCUAGCUCACCUUCACUAUGCUAUAUGCUCUGUCGUGGACAUCCUGGACAAAGUCUUAGGACUGUCUGCUGAAAAUAAUGAGCAGUCCAAGAACAACCUGAAGAUCAAGAAAGAGAAUGCAAAGAGCAGACAAGCGAACCGGGUAGCUAAAACCUCUGCAGCUGACAAGCUGGAGAAGGUGGAGGAUUGGAAAAUGGAGCCCAAUUCAGUCCACAAGUCUCCAGCAGGAUGGGAAUCAGAAAAGAUGACUCCUUCCAGUGCCCUUGCAAAUAUCAGGUCUUUAGUUGCUGCUGUUUCCCAGAUUGCUUUCAGACAGACAUCUCAAGCCAUCCAGGUUACCAAAGACACAGGACUGAAACUGGCUUUGUGGAUCUCGUAUUUGUUCAGCUUCCCAAGGGUUUUGCUGAAAGAAGAGGAAACAAUGGGGAUGGGUUCUCCAGAAUCUUGCCAAGAACAAGAUGGCGUCCAGUUUGUUACUCCUGAGAGCAAGAAGCUUCAAGAAAGACGGUCUAGUCGGGGACAUUAUCCUCUUCCCUUCCUCAAUCUCGAUGAGCCUCUCACCCCUCAUCAAAGCCCACCCUUAGAAACAGAAUCUGCUGUGGCCAAGAAAUCUGCUUUCUCCAGCAGCAGGAGAUGGAGUGAAGGGCUGUUCCGGACCAGUCUGGAAACUACCUAUAUGAGGGCACACUUUGCAAGACUCUAUAGCUCUGCUGUCAAGAAAGACUAAGCCAGUGAGUGGCAUUAUGCUAAACUAGGAUUUGUUAAGUAUGAAUUGCUAUCCCAAGUGUGCUUUUCCAAAAGGCGAUUGGAUUUCCUUCAUUUUUUUCCCUUUGAAAACAUU